Molecule: messenger RNA, 594 nt
Organism: Vespa velutina
Lineage: Eukaryota; Metazoa; Arthropoda; Insecta; Hymenoptera; Vespidae
Exons: 2
Coding region: 1-594 (197 amino acids)
Source: RefSeq, a predicted model, not a curated record
AUGGAGAAUGUCUCUCACGAAGACCCAUGCAGGCAUAACGUCAAAGAAUACACAGAAAAUCUAAACCAAGAAAUACCUUCCGAUCCCUCUUUUCUCCGUACAAAACUUCCUCACUUUGAACGACUCUGCAGAAUGAUCUCUAAAAUAGAUGAACAUCGUUUCAGACAAAAACUAGAGUACAUAAAUUUAGAAACAUUGAAUAAAGAAGAAAAAGUAGUAGCGAAAGAAAUGAUUAAAAACGCUCUAGAACUAUUCCACUUACCAGGUGAUACGACCACCGGUGUCACCUUACAAUUCUCCUUUAUGAAUCGUAUCAAAGAAGGCAGACUCGAACGAAAACAAGAGGUGGAGACUUGUCAACGCAUACUAAACGAAAAAACAAUUAAAGACAGUUAUCCUCUAUCCAAUAUAACCGACAUUCUAGAUCAGUUGGGUAGCGCCAAAUAUUUCACUAUUUUUGACUUAGCUUCGGGUUUUCAUCAAAUCGAAAUGAAUAAAGGCGACGCACAGAAAACGGCAUUUUCAACCACAUAUGGGCACUAUGAAUUUACUCGCAUGCCGUUUGGUUUAAAAAACGCACCAUCUACAUUUUAA